This is a messenger RNA of Ceratosolen solmsi marchali, 693 nucleotides long. RefSeq lists its product as uncharacterized. Lineage: Eukaryota; Metazoa; Arthropoda; Insecta; Hymenoptera; Agaonidae. The record is from RefSeq and is a predicted model, not a curated record. The transcript is spliced from 2 exons. Bases 189 to 425 code for a protein of 78 amino acids.
GAACGAGAUAACCCUGCGCCAUUAGAAGAGAAUGUUGAAGAGAAUAUGAAACAUCCAGCAACACUUGAUCUUAUGAGAUCGAGGCGAGCGUGAACCUAUACGAUUUGUACAAUGUGUCGAAUGCCCUGGAAAUUUUCUACAUCGGCGUCGACGCUCGCUAUCGUCGCUAUGGCAUAGCGCGCAGCCUGAUGGGUAUGAGCAUCGAUAUGGCACCUAAAAUCGCCCUCGAGAGGCGUCUACCGCAGCCGGAAAUCGCAUUUGCCGUUUUCACCUCCAACUACAGCCAAGCGCUCGCCGAGCAGUUCAACUUCGAGUGGCUGCACGCGGUGCGCUACGACGAGUACGAGUGCAGCGACGGGAAGCUCCUCUCCGAGAGGAUCGGUAGCGUACAUCAGAGCUCGAAGCUCGGGGCACGCAGACUCUAAAUUCAAGCUCUAUAACACUUUCCAGCUCGAUCGCGUGCGCUGGCAUUUACAUGCUCAAUAACUUGAAAAUGUGCUCGGCGAGAUUACCACGCCAAUUAUUAAUUUAAUCCUCCUAUGUUGUUGCAUUGAGUUUACGUUGACAUCCUGGCUUCGAGGCUCCCUGACAUUUCCAAAAUUUGCACUUACUAUGAGAGGAGCCUCUGUUGAAUAGAUCUAGCUCAUGUACAGCUGAUGCGCCUUAAAUAUGAAUUGACUGGAAUUUUAAAGU